CGGACUAACAGAUUUAAACUCUGCCUUAAGAUGCGGUGGAAACUUUGGGGAAGUAGCAAAUUCUGAACAGCUUCUCCCUGACCAGGAAGAGCUGUGUCUAAAAGCUGUGUUAGGUUUGGUCUAAAAACCUAACUUUUUCCCUUCCACCUUCACUGCUCCAGCCUGCAGGAACUUUGUGAUUUUCGUGUCUGUUUCUGGACCUUUGAGACAAUUUCAAGGUUUUUUUCCCUCCUCCUGCUGCUGCAUUUUACGCUGACCAGGUUGGUCCCAGAGAGAUAAAAAUUACUUGCAAUUUUACUGAAAGUUUGGAUCUCUCUGCAAAUCGACACGGAAAGUAAGUUUGCUAAUUGUCUCCCUCCUUCCUUUUUGGUUUUUCUUUUAUAAUCCUGGGAUGCUCUCGCAAACAUAAACUUUUCGGAGAUUUUAUAAGACACGGAUUUAAACCUGGAUUCGGGCUGUCGCUCCUGUGGACUUGGUUGGAUAACCCUGUUUUAAUCUUUGGCUGCUGCAAGAGGUCUGUGUGGUGUUUUUUUUCCACGGGAUUGAACUCCUGUUCCAGAGGGCAAGCCAGGAUGCUGAGGCUUCUGCUGAGCGCGUUCCUCCCCUGCCUGAGUUUAUCUGCCCCGUCUCACAUUAACAAACUCGCCCUGUUUCCGGACAAGAACGCCUGGUGCGAGGCCAAGAACAUCACCCAGAUUAUCGGACACACCGGAUGCAAUUCUAAAUCCAUCCAAAACAGAGCCUGCAUGGGCCAGUGCUUCAGCUACAGCGUCCCCAACACUUUGCCGCGGUCGACGGAGUCCCUGGUGCAUUGCGACUCCUGCAUGCCCUCGAACAUCCAGUGGGAUAUCGUUUCGCUGGACUGCCCCCACAACGAAUACAGCUCCCGGGUGGACAAGCUGGUGGAAAAAAUCUUGCACUGCAGCUGCCAGGCGUGCGAGUUAGGCCAGCCGGAGUACCUGAACCUCGAAGAACGCCCCCAUCCCGACGGCCCCUUCAUCCACCUCCCUGCAGGCGAGGCUGCCAAGCCCCACGCCCGCCCGGAGUACGACUGAACUCCCACCCAAAGCCCCCCAAACUCCUCCGUUUCUCUCCCCGCUUCUCUCUUCUCUCUUCUCUCUUCCCCUUUCCCUUCCUGUUCCGGUGGGCGAAAGCGGGGAAACUGAGGCACAGAAUCCAGGGGGGGCCCUUUGGCCACCCGGGAGAGGACUGGAAGCUGGGCUUGUUGUGGGUGGGGACGCCUGUCUGGAUUUGGGAACCGGAAGGACGACGAAGAAGAAGAAGAGAGCCAAAAGCCCCUUUUCCUGCCAAGAUGGCGUCACCGUCGCCAGCUUGCGAAGGGAACCGUUUUUGUAAUUCCCUGGUGGGAGAUUCUGCCAGUUCCAGAUUUGGGGGUGGCGAAGUGGAAGGUGGCCAACAGGAAGGGAGGGCAUCUC
This is a messenger RNA of Notechis scutatus (mainland tiger snake), 1436 nucleotides long. It is a transcript of the gene NBL1, whose product is annotated as NBL1, DAN family BMP antagonist. Gene Ontology annotation, biological process: animal organ morphogenesis. Gene Ontology annotation, molecular function: BMP binding; receptor ligand activity. The record is from RefSeq and is a predicted model, not a curated record. NCBI's taxonomy places the organism in Eukaryota, Metazoa, Chordata, Lepidosauria, Squamata, Elapidae.